AGGUGGUAGACUGUUUAAACAUAUGCUUAUUUUUAUAUGCUAUGGCAUGUUUGAGUUAUGCUUCCUUCUGUCAUUAGGCAUACUUUUCUCUUAAUUUAGGCUCUUGCUUUAUUCUUCUGAGAAUGACUCAUUCAAGCAAUCGCUAGUAAAAACUGGAAAUAUAAAAGCUGUUCUUGGGCUAAAGGACAGGAGGCUGGUCAGCAGCAGCAGGACCGUGCAAGAGCAGCAAGUGGAAAUAGUAUCGCUUUCAGAGACGGGAAGGAGCAAGGACGGACAAACUUUGAUGGCCCCUGAAGAAACUGUUUUAGCUUUUGCUGAAGUAGAAGGAAUGAGAGACGCCUUGGUUGGCACCACUGCAGUGAACAGCAUUGUUGUUUGGAAUCUGAAAACAGGCCAGCUCCUGAAGAAGAUGCAUGUUGGUUAUUCCUACCCGGCUUCCAUCUGCCAUAGAGCAUAUUCUGACUCUGGCCUUCUGUUUGUUGUUUUAAGUCAUCCACAUGCCAAAGAGAGUGAGUCCUGUGGAAACCCCGCGUUCCGCGUGAUAGCGUUCAACCCCAAAACAGCCAGGAGCAGGGGAGUGAUGUUCUCCUCCCUCCCACCUGGGCAUGCUGGAAGGUACCUGGAGGGUGACGUGAAGGAUGCUUCUGCCACAGCCGUGCUGACGUCGGGAGCCAUCGCCGUCUGGGACCUGCUGCUGGGACGCUGCACGGCCCUGCUGCCCCCGGACCCGGAGGGGAGCUGGGCGCUGGCCCGUUGGGCCACCACCAGCGCCUGCCUGCUGGCCGGGCAGCGGGACGGGACUGCGCCGCGGGAGGCCUGGCAGCCGUGCCGCCGCUUCUCCGACCUGCCGCCCCUGACCUUGGCGGACAUCAAGGAGCGCGUCCUCUACGUCCUCAAGCUGUACGACAAGAUCGACCCGGAGAAGCUCACAGCUGAGUCCCACUUCAUGAAAGACCUGGGUUUGGACAGUUUGGACCAAGUGGAAAUCAUCAUGGCUAUGGAAGACGAAUUUGGAUUUGAAAUUCCUGAUGGAGAUGCAGAAAAGUUGAUGUGUCCACAAGAGAUUGUAGAUUACAUUGCAGAUAAGAAGGAUGUUUAUGAAUAAAAACAGUUCUUCAAAGCCGGGAGAUGUCUCUACCACCAGGACUGGGCUGGUGUCAGCGGGUAUGAAUAUAAGCGCACAUGCUGUACCAUUGCUGCUUUCAUCGGAAAGUUGUACUUGGACGUUGUAUUUAAAGCUGUCUGAAUAUAUUGUCCUUUAAAAACAAGGAAAAAAAAAAGGAAUAAAUAUAUAAGGCCAUG
Messenger RNA from Nipponia nippon (crested ibis), 1302 nucleotides. The record is from RefSeq and is a predicted model, not a curated record. NCBI's taxonomy places the organism in Eukaryota, Metazoa, Chordata, Aves, Pelecaniformes, Threskiornithidae.